Molecule: messenger RNA, 2476 nt
Organism: Brassicogethes aeneus
Lineage: Eukaryota; Metazoa; Arthropoda; Insecta; Coleoptera; Nitidulidae
Source: the annotation of a GenBank genome assembly
CGUCAAUUUGAUUGAAAUUUAAAAUUAAAAAAAUCAUUCCUUCUGAGUUUGAUGGCAAAGCUGUUUUGAUAGAAAAUUAAAUUUGAACUUCAUCAAGUAGUUAAUUAAUAAAAAUGAACAAUCCGGAUAACGUUUACUUUGUAGUGCAUAAAAUAGUGGGCGAUUCAAUAAUCGAAUCUGUAAGAUAUGAAGAGGACCCGUUUAAUUUGGAUGUUAUAUCAAAGACCCCUGCAUACUUUGAGAACGUAAGUUUCGAGAUUAGCGAUUUCAGCAGUAAUUCGAAUAUGUUGAGGAUAAAUCCGCCGCGAGUUUCAGAAAAUGAUGAUUCGUUUAAGUGUAUAAAAAUCGAGAACUUGUACAUGUACUGUGAUUUAGAUGGCAACGCGGAGGAACGAAAGCUUCACGAUUACCCAGGAAAGAUUAACAUUCCUACUAUGAUACGAUGCCAAAACUGCGAGACAAAUUUUCCCACCAAAUACCAAUAUCAAAGACAUCAAUGCGAAUUUAACGCGGAAAAGGUGGUUUUAAAGCCAGAUGUCGAUAUAAACGAUAUAGAAAAAGGCGUGCGGAUUAAAUACGAUUGUGCCACAUGUGGCAAACAGUUUGUGAGCAAAAAUAAUUUGGAGAGGCAUCAAGCCAGUCAUGAAAAUAUGAAAGAUAAUAUUUGCGAGCAUUGCAAUAAGCAAUUUGUUAGCGAAAAUCGUUUGAGGAUUCACAAGGAGAAUCAUUGCAAGAAAGCCGGAGAUGUUUCCAAGUUUUAUAGAAGCGAUGUGGCGGUUUGGAAGUGCAAGAAAUGCCACGAAGUCUUUAGUUCUGUUGGUAUUGCAGACCACCAUCUUGCAUUCUGUAAGGAAAUAACCGACACUGAAAGAUCGGAAAUAGCGAACAAAAAUAACGAAGUUCACUACAUCCAGCACGAUGCCACAGGGGCCUUGCUUGAUUUCAGCCAAACUUUGAACUCCAACAUUGAAAAAAUCCUCACUGAAAUUCUCUUGCAAUGCGAGUUUUGUAACAGAACUUAUGCGGAUAAAAAUCUGCUAAUGCUCCACCAACGGCAGCACACCACGGAAAAAAAUUACGAAUGCGUGAACUGCGAGGAAAUUUUUGAAUCUUACGUCAGCGCCUCUCAGCAUUGGUUGAAAAAAUGCACCGACUACGCAAACUUGUUCUAUCUACCAAAACUGGCGUAUUGCGAGUAUUGCGACAGGACUUUUAAGUCCCACGAGAUUUUGUACAGUCACAAAAUAAAAAAGAAGCACUAUUCGACCAAGUUGCACAAAAUAAAGUGCGAUGAAACUGAGAGUCACAACGAAAUAGAGAAUGAAGACGAAGAUCAAAUGAUCACGGUAAAUGCCGAUAAACCUGAGGAGAAAAAGGUGUUAAUCUCCAAACUGAUCGAGGACGUUUUGAAAACUCUCGAUUUGCCAAUGAAAACGACCGAUGAAAACAAUAAGGAUAACGAAACGAUUAUAAAAGUGGAACAUUUGAGCGAUGCUAGUGCGAAUAGGACCGACGAAGAGCCGGAGAAGAAGAAGAGGGGAAGAAAGCGAAAAUGGCCCAGACAGUUGAAUGGGAAGAAGAAAGUCAAUGGUUCGGUGGAUGAUAAAUACAAGUAUCAAUGCGAACGAUGCGUAAAUAUUUUUACUACAGUUUAUGAUUUGGAGACACAUAGAGAGAAGGAGCAUGCUGCUAAUUUUAAUUGCGAAGAGUGUGGUCAGGUACUUCACAGUGCAAAAGCCCUUCUGAUACACAGCAGAGCCCACAAAAGUCUCAAACCUUACGUUUGUGAUACGUGCGGCAGAAGUUACUCCCAAACGUCCCAUUUAUGGCAACACAUGCGAUUCCACCAAGGCAUCAAACCUUUCGCUUGUCCCCACGAAGGCUGCGAGGCCCGCUACACGAUCAGACCGGAUCUAAAGGACCACAUAAGGAAAGUUCACACCAGAGAACGUCCUUUUAAGUGCACCGUCUGCAAUAAGUGCUUUUUGACCGGAUCGGUUUAUUAUCAGCACCGGUUGAUUCAUACGAACGACAGAAGAUACGGAUGCGAUGUUUGUCAGAAGCGCUUUUUCCGGGCGGACGCAUUAAAUAAUCAUAAAAGGAUACACACAGAUGAAAGGCCUUAUCCUUGCGGCGUAUGCGGUCGUGAGUUUAGACAAAAGGGCGACAGAAACAAGCACUUUCGUACUCAACAUCCAGACGUCAUUCAAACUAUCGCACUAUAAAGGGUCUUUUCUGUGGUUUUGCUUUAGCGCUUGAAAGGAGGUUAACAUUCUAAUUGAAAUGUUUAAAAUGCAGGAAAAGUACACAAAAAUAUAAAGUAGGGAUUUCGUGGGGAUUCAUUAAAAAUAGGUUUAAUUUUAGUUAGGAGUUUUAUGUUAUGUUUUAAUGUUUUAGAAUUAAAGUAAAAUGAUUAAAUUUAAAAGUAGAAUUUGUCAAAGUUUGGUAUUUUGUUAAAUGUUAAAUAUUGUAAUAA